Molecule: messenger RNA, 1156 nt
Organism: Trichomycterus rosablanca
Lineage: Eukaryota; Metazoa; Chordata; Actinopteri; Siluriformes; Trichomycteridae
Gene: tusc3
Product: tumor suppressor candidate 3
Exons: 10
Coding region: 9-1019 (336 amino acids)
Cellular component (GO): oligosaccharyltransferase complex
Source: RefSeq, a predicted model, not a curated record
CUUCCAAGAUGGCUGUCACAUCCAAGCGACUAUGUAUGAACCUGCCGUUAACGGCCUUUUCCCUCAUCCUGGUGAUUUUUCUUCAGACGGGAGCAGGACAGAAGAAAAAGGAGAACAUGCUGGUGGAGAAGGUGGAGCAGAUGAUGGAGUGGAGUUCUCGGCGCUCUGUGAUCAGGAUGAAUGGAGAGAAAUUCCGUCGAUUCGUUAAAGCUCCGCCCAGAAACUACUCAGUCAUCGUCAUGUUUACAGCUCUGCAACCUCAGAGACAGUGUUCAGUCUGCAGACAGGCGAAUGAGGAGUACCAGGUGUUGGCCAACUCAUGGCGCUACUCGUCCGUGUUCUCCAACAAACUCUUCUUCACUGUGGUCGACUAUGACGAGGGAUCCGAUGUCUUUCAGCAGUUGAACAUGAACUCGGCUCCAACCUUCAUGCACUUCCCGGCUAAAGGAAAACCUAAACGAGCCGACACCUUCGACCUGCAGAGAAUCGGCUUCGCUUCUGAGCAGCUCGCUAAGUGGAUCCACGACCGCACUGACGUACAGAUCCGGGUGUUCAGACCUCCCAACUACUCGGGUACGAUUGCACUGGCGCUGUUGGUGUCACUGGUCGGGGGGCUGCUGUACCUGCGCAGGAACAAUCUGGAGUUUAUCUACAAUAAAACUGGAUGGGCCAUGGCUGCACUGUGUGUGGUGUUUGCAAUGACUUCUGGACAGAUGUGGAAUCACAUCCGCGGUCCUCCGUACGCCCACAAGAACCCGCAGAACGGCCAAGUGAGUUAUAUCCAUGGCAGCAGUCAGGCUCAGUUUGUAGCUGAAUCCCACAUCAUCCUGCUGCUGAAUGCUGCUAUAACCAUGGGAAUGGUACUGCUCAACGAGGCCGCCACCUCUAAAGGAGACGUUGGCAAAAGAAGGAUCAUCUGCUUGGUGGGUCUCGGGUUGGUCGUCUUCUUCUUCAGUUUCCUUCUGUCCAUCUUUCGAUCCAAGUACCACGGCUACCCGUACAGUUUCCUGAUUAAAUAAGGCCAGGAGGAUUUUAGAAGUUGGAGUUUUAUUUAUGAUCUAAACACACACACACACACACACACACACACACACAAAGUAACUGCUGCUGUUUUGCUGUAUGAUUGAACAGAAAUGAAAAUAAACCAGUACACAUC